AGAAUGUUUCUCCUGCUGACAGCACUUCAAGUCUUGGCUGUAGCCAUGGCACAGAGCCAGGAGGAUGAGAAUAAGAUAAUUGGUGGCUAUACGUGCAUCCGGAACUCCCAGCCAUGGCAGGCGGCCCUACUGGCAGGUCCCGGACGUCGCUUCCUUUGUGGAGGGGCCCUGCUGUCAAGCCAGUGGGCCAUCACCGCUGCUCACUGCGCUCGUCCGAUCCUGCGGGUAGCCCUGGGCAAGCACAACCUGAAGAAGUGGGAGGCCACUGAGCAGGUGCUGCGUGUGGCUCGCCAAGUGCCCCACCCCGGCUACAACUCCAGAACCCAUGACAACGACCUGAUGCUGCUACGGCUGGAGAAGCCUGCCCAACUGGGGAGGGCAGUGAAGCCCAUUGCCCUGGCCAAGUCUUGUGCCAGCCCUGGGACCCUCUGCCGUGUAUCAGGCUGGGGGACCACAUCCAGCCCAAUCGCCAGGUACCCCAGCUCCCUGCAGUGCGUGAACAUCAACAUCUCCUCGGACCAGGAGUGCCAGCGGGCCUAUUCUGGAGCCAUCACUGCUGGCAUGGUCUGUGCAGGGACUCCCCAGGGCGGGAAGGACUCUUGUCAGGGUGACUCCGGGGGACCCCUGGUAUGCAGAGGACAGCUCCAGGGCCUUGUGUCCUGGGGGAUGGAGCACUGUGCCCUGCCUGGCUACCCCGGGGUCUACACCAACCUGUGCAAGUACCAAAACUGGAUCUGGGAAACCAUGCAGGGUAAAUGA
Molecule: messenger RNA, 759 nt
Organism: Cynocephalus volans (Philippine flying lemur)
Lineage: Eukaryota; Metazoa; Chordata; Mammalia; Dermoptera; Cynocephalidae
Gene: KLK14
Product: kallikrein related peptidase 14
Exons: 5
Coding region: 4-759 (251 amino acids)
Biological process (GO): proteolysis
Molecular function (GO): serine-type endopeptidase activity
Source: RefSeq, a predicted model, not a curated record